Messenger RNA from Caenorhabditis sp. 36 PRJEB53466, 2477 nucleotides. Lineage: Eukaryota; Metazoa; Nematoda; Chromadorea; Rhabditida; Rhabditidae. The record is from the annotation of a GenBank genome assembly.
AUGCCCCUGCAAUCAAGUAAGAAUCGACAACUUGAUGGCGUCAGACAAGAAAAUGAGUUAGUUUUAGCUCUUUUUUUUUUUUAGAGAAAUUAUUCAACAUUUUGCAGAGAAGUCGAAGUUGUGAACCAAGGAAUCGACGAGAAUCAAGUGCCGGAAGCCGAUGUUCCGCCAGUUACGAUCGAGAGCAAGCAGGCGCUCCAGCGAAAGGCUCAGGCCAAAAAGGAGCAGCAGAAGAAGGCGAUUGUCGAGAUGGAUUUCGUGGGCACAACGUACCCGGGGAUCACAGUUUCCGCAGUGACCAGAGACCAUCUCAAGGUGGAGCACUUCGAGCCGAGGAACGAGCAGACUUCUGCAGAGUUUGUCGCCGAGGAGGUCGAGAAAUGCGUCAUCUGCCACAGUGUGGAGAAUGAGCAGAACGAGGAGCUCAUCGAUUGUCAGGGACUCAUGAACGGAGCCAGCAGACGGAUGAACUGCAAAAGCAGGUUCCACCAGACCUGCAUGAUCGUGAGUUGUGACUCCUUUCAUCCCUUUGCGGAACUUCGAUUAAUAGGUAUCGUUUUCAGAACUACAAUCACGGCGGCUUCAUGUUUCAAUACUCCGCCCGUCCGGAGUGCCAGAACAAACUUCUGUGCCCUCUUCACAGCUGCGUCGAGUGCAGCAUCGUCCACAAGAAGCAAGCGGCGUACGUCGGAGCCAUCGUCGAGUGCCUCGUCUGUCUCCGAGGCUUCCACACCGAGUGCGUUCCGGUCGGCGCCAAGAUGAUCACCGUCGACAUUCCGUCGUUUGAACGCGGAUUCAAGCUGGACAUGAUGGUUUGCCCGUCGCACGCAUCUCUCAAGUCCACCGGCAGCAACAUUUCGGUGUGCUACGAUUGCGACGAGAAAGACGGCGUCCUCAUCAAGUGCAGUACGUGCCUCCGCUCAUUCCACGAGGCAUGUCGCGAGACGAAGCAGCUCGACGGUCAAGCUCUGGACUCGACCCGCUGCUGCUUCUGUCUCUGCGCCGACACCGUCAAGGUCGACACGCCGGUCAUCGCCAGAUGGAGAGGGAACACCUUCUACCUCGCGAUCACUCGGGACUGGAAAGAGUAUCCGAAAAGUCAGAGAUCGUCGGCGACAAAGUUCAAGACGCUCGGAUACACGGUCGUCGAGUGGAAGAAAGAGGGAAGCAAAUCGAUUCUGCCGAUCAGCGACAUCUGCAAACUGACGACAACCAACGUGAAAGCGGCGGCGAAGGAGGUGGCCGAGGAAUGGCAGGAGGCGUUGAACGAGCAAGCCAACAAUCUGCCUCCGGUGGUCUACAAAGAAGUCCUGAGAACCGGACAGGUGAGAGUGACGCUUUGCACUUGACAAGUGUUGAUGUAUAAACCCAAAUUCUUUCAGACAUCACGCUACCUGAACGGAAAGCCUCCGAAGACGGACGAACGAGUCGAAGAGGUCGGAAUCUGCUCAUGCACCGGCCCGAAUCGGUGCACCACCGACGAUUGCAUCUACUUCGCGAUGAACAACGAAUGCCCGCCAGAGUGUGGCAGAGACGGGCGCAUCUGCAAGAAUCGGAACGUUUCCGACAAGAACCUGCACCCGCACAUCGAGCGCAGGGAGACCCUCGACAAGGGCUUCGGCGUCUUCGCCACGAAACCCAUCCAAAGAGGCGAGUUCCUGUCGGAGUACGUCGGAGAGAUCAUCGACAAAGCGGAAAAGGCUCGACGGUGGGAUGUGAUAAUCAAAUCGUCCGACUUCGAGGUCAACAUCUUCAUGAUGGACCUCAAAAAUGGAUUAACUGUGGAUGCGGCUCGGUACGGAAAUAUUUCGCGGUACAUAAACCACUCCUGCGAUCCCAAUUGUGAAGUGGACAUCACGCACAUCUUCGUGAGGGAGGAAAAAAAUCACAAAUGGUACGAGGAGCGGGCCUACAUAAAAGCAGCUCGGCCCAUCGCGGAAGGUGAUGAAAUCACGUUCAACUACGACUUCGACACGAACAUGAAAACUGUGUGUUACUGCGAAGCCGAGAAUUGCACCGGCGUGAUCGGAGCGGCCGACAGAAGGCAAAGAGCGCGGAAACGUCAGAAAGCUCCGAAGAAUGCCGUGCAGCCGACGACUUCUUCCGCUUCGAAGCGGCGCAUCGAGAGGACUGAGGAAGAGCAGCCGGUCCAGAAGAAGAGCCGCACCGAGAGAACGGUUAGUUGAUGCGUUUCAUUGCAUUCUAUUCCAUAAUUCAUGUUUCAGGCCCCGAUCGCACCGAACCUUCUCCACUCGAACCGUGCGAGACCAACAGCCGCCACCCCGAUCGAGCCGAGAACCGUCUUCGCAGCUCCGCCGCCGGCUCCAGCUCCAGAAGUCGCCACUGUGAGCCCGAUGGCUCCGAGACCUCAGCGCCGGUCUCAAAUCCGCGCACUAGAAGUCAGAAGUAGACCGGUAAUCACCGGUAAUAUUGAAUAUUUUGAUGUUUUCCCCUACCACUCGUUCCCUGUUUGUUGA